AUGGGGGCGGCUCUCGAUGGCACGGUGCCUGCAGAGCACCCCGACGCUGUCGAGAUUGGGAGUGACGGAGAACAUGCAGAUCAAGAGUUUCACCACGAUUGGCGUUUUUACCUAUUUGCCUGUACGAUACCGCAGCCCUUUUACGGUCAGGUUGUGGAAAUUUUCGGCCGCCGGGUCCCUCUUCUCGUCUCCGUGCUAUUGUUCUUCGCGGGGAGUGGCAUCGCCGGUGGAGCGCACAACGUCGCGACCCUGAUCGCAGGGCGCCUCGUGCAGGGCUUGGGGACCGGAGGUAUCAACGUGAUCCCAAAGAUCAUCAUUUGCGAUUUGGUUCCCUCUCGCCACCGUGGUUCAUAUUUCAGCGCGAUGCUGUCAACCGCCGCCAUUGCAAGCACUAUCGGCCCCAUCCUAAAUCUACCAAUGUCGGGAGUUUGCGCCAUAGGUGUUAUAGUAUUGCUCUUUAUAUUGCGCCACGUUGCCUUCUUAGGAAGUGUCAUCUUUAUCCCCUCAAUGGUGUUACUCUUCUUUGGCCUCAUAAUGGGUGGUACGAGCAGCUACCCCUGGCGGUCCGGACGCGUUCUUGCUCCCCUUGUUCUGGGAGUUGCCGGCUGGAUUGUCUUCCAUAACCGAACCUCGGCUGCGUCGUUCGCUCUGAUGUUCAUAGCCUCUCUCACAAUCCAGGCUGUCAGCUACUUCAUGCCAAUCUACUUUCAAGCUCUUAAAGGUGUGUCGCCUUUGACGUCGGGAGUUUACUUUCUCCCUUUUGCCCUCGCGCUACUGCCUUCUGGCGGUAUUUCUGCGGCCGUCUUGGCCAAAACCAGUCACUACAAAGCAUUCCAUUGGGCUGGAUUCGUGUUGAUGACGGUAGGCAUCGGGCUGUUCUCGACACUCGAUGCGGCGUCAAGCACUAAGGAAUGGAUUGGCUAUCAGAUUACCGUCGCGUGGGGAACGGGCUGUAUCUUCACGGUGUCGCACCCGUCGGCGCUCGCUGCACUGCCUGAGACAAUGAUGGCUACGGCUACGAGCACGUUUGCUUUCAUCCGUGCCUUCGGGCUUAUGUGGGUGACGACCAUGUCUUUGAUCAUCUUCAAUGGCCAGGUCCAGCAGAACUUGCACCGUGUCGAAGAUAGCAACUUGCAUCCGUUUCUAAAAGACGGAAAUGCGUACACGUUUGCUUCUGGCACCAUCGGCGGUCAGGUUUCGAUUGGAUCACUGCCCGAGCCAGGCAAAAGUCAAGUGCUGCGUCUGUACAGCGAAGCGCUGCACGUGGUGUGGCUCGUCUUCGUCGCAGUAGCGGGUCUGGGCUUUCUGGUUGUAUUCUUCCUUAAACAUAUAGAGCUACGGAAAAGGGGAGAGACGGCAUUUGGGCUGGCUGGCGAUGUUCAAGCGCCUAGUGAGGCACAAAAACAGGUCGGGGAAAUAUAG
This is a messenger RNA of Xylaria bambusicola, 1422 nucleotides long. Its product is annotated as major facilitator superfamily MFS_1. The record is from RefSeq and is a predicted model, not a curated record. The transcript has 5 exons. The coding region runs from base 1 to 1422 and encodes 473 amino acids. Gene Ontology annotation, biological process: transmembrane transport. NCBI's taxonomy places the organism in Eukaryota, Fungi, Ascomycota, Sordariomycetes, Xylariales, Xylariaceae. Gene Ontology annotation, molecular function: transmembrane transporter activity.